Dioscorea cayenensis subsp. rotundata (Guinea yam) is the source of this 1386-nucleotide messenger RNA. RefSeq lists its product as uncharacterized. NCBI's taxonomy places the organism in Eukaryota, Viridiplantae, Streptophyta, Magnoliopsida, Dioscoreales, Dioscoreaceae. The transcript has 4 exons. The coding region runs from base 312 to 1235 and encodes 307 amino acids. The record is from RefSeq and is a predicted model, not a curated record.
ACUCCUUUUCUUUAUUUUAUUUUAUUCUAUUUUAAUUUAUUUAAUAAGUCCUCUUCUCUUUGGUUUUACUCCCUUCGCUUUCCUUCUCCUGCUUCAGUUACUCUUCUCCAUCUUCUUCAAUAGUGCUGUUUUCACGAGCAGAGGACAUACCCAUGUUUCAGUCCGCAAGUGAAUUGAAGCUUUCAAAUCAUGAUUUGGAAGUUUAAAAUUGAAAAGGGGGGGCUUUGUGAGUUUUUUGCUUAGUUUCAUUGCCAAUUCCUGUUAGAAAAUUGGUUGGUGUAGCAGUUUGGAAGAGUGAAUUUAGGUAGGAAAUGAUGCAUGCCAAGUCUGAUUCUGAUGUCACUAGCUUAGCCGCCUCAUCCCCACCUCGAUCCCCCAAGAGAGCUGUUUACUAUGUCCAGAGCCCCUCCAGGGACUCCCAUGAUGGCGACAAAUCCUCAUCAAUGCAGGCUACACCAGUUUACAAUAGCCCUAUGGAAUCCCCUACCCAUCCUUCAUAUGGGCGCCACUCUAGGGCCUCAUCAGCCAGUCGGUUCUCAGGGACUUUCGGCCAUAAGGGGAGCCGGAAGAGGUUGAAUGAGAAGGGAUGGCCUGAGUGCAAUGUUAUUCAGGAGGAAGGUUCUUAUGAUGACCUUGAUGAAGAUCGUGGGCUCUCACGCAAAUGCCAAGUUGCCAUUGCAUUUGUGGGUUUUGUUCUGCUCUUCACUGUGUUUUGUCUCAUCAUAUGGGGAGCAGCCAGGCCAUACAAGGCAGAUGUUGUGGUGAAGAGCCUGUCAGUGUCUAACUUUUAUGCUGGUGAGGGUUCAGAUAGCACUAAUGUUCCAACCAAGCUGGUCACAUCAAACUUUUCUGUGAAGAUAAGUGUAUAUAAUCCUGCUGCAAUGUUUGGAAUUCAUGUGUCUUCUGGCCCCAUUGAUCUCAUGUUUUCUGAGAUUGCCGUUGCAACUGGACAGUUGAAGAAGUACUAUCAACCCAGAAAGAGCCAUCGAACAGUGUCCGUGAUCUUGGAAGGCGACAAGGUUCCUUUAUAUGGGGCCGGGGCUGGUUUGACUCUUCCCAGCACCGGUGGUGGUACCGUUAAAUUGACUCUAAACUUCGAUAUCAUAACCCGGGGAUACGUCGUAGGGAAGCUGGUGAGGGUCAAGCAUCACAAGCAUGUCUCUUGCCCGAUCACAGUCGAUAUAAGCAAAACCAAACCUAUUAAGUUAUCUCAGCAUUCAUGCACCUAUGAAUGAAUGAAACUCCAAUUUAAAUUAUUCAAAUGUUAUGGUUUUUUUUUUUUUCCCCUUCUAGAUGAAGAUGUUCGUCUUGCAUAUGUAUAUUGUUUGUCAGAGAUCUAUUUGUUCAUAUUAGCAAUAAAAGCAUUUGUUCUGUUGAUGUUUGCAA